CCCCCCCCCCCCCACACACCGGGAGUCGCCAAAGGCUCACGGAGCCUAUUGGAUUUGGCAAAGUUAGCAAGUGGAAUUGCGUUCGGGAUCAGGGGGCCGGGACUUACGUAACGUUACGUUGCUGCCGUGUGUUUCCCACACGGCAAGACGCCGACACCAUUUUCUAGAUGGAGGAUCCCAUCCACGUCACGAACCUGCUUCCAUGGCACCACAGGCGUCGUGAAGGCAAAUGUUCCUUCUUUAGUGGAAGAUGAAGCCCGUAAUUCCACUUCCGGUAGCAAAGCUUUGUGUCGCGUGAAGGCCGCACCCCUUCCUGUCCGAUGACGCCAAGUCUCGCGAGAGAAACCGAGCAUCAGCCAGGAUUCCUACAUGAUAGAGGUUGUUUUCUAUUCAGCUAAUGUAACGCCGCGACUGUUGGUAUUUUAGCUUUCAUUUUAUUUGCCAAACAUUUCUACCAUCUUAUGAUGUCACCUUCCUAGAGUCUUAUCGUGGCGUUAUUCCCGUCCUAUUCUAACUUCCUCCCCGACCCGUUUUUCCAGAAGUUGGCUCCCUUUCUUGCCUGUUUCUGCUGGCAUUAUGGUGUGUCUUUUUACUCCUAAGAUAUUCCUUCCCCUGACAAUGGAACAACUUUAUUGGCGGGGCAUUGCCACUUUGUUGUGACCUCCUUCCCGGCCCCCCCCUGUUGGCUGGGCUGGACCAAGCCGCCGAUCAGGAGGAGAUGCCUUUCACGCUGCUGCUGGACCAGGAUGACAACGAGCAACCGGACAAAGCCGAGGUGUGUGAGCCCACAGUCGGCGGCGGGGAGGUCUGGUGUGCCACUGCAGCAGCAGAGGACGCCCGGCCGGAGCAGCGAUGUUCACCUGGAGUUCCCGCAGGAAGCACGCCGCAUGACCACGGUUCCCAUGAGACACGGACACACUCGGCCCAGUCGCUCGCCACACCCGCGGCACAGCUCCAAAGUCAUCCACCAUUGGCGGGGGAAAGCGAGCCAGCAGGCGUCGCCGUGCAGCAGUGCGGCGGUCUUCCUCUUCCACAGCAUCUGCAAGUUGAUACGCCAGCCAAGGAAAAGAGCAAAGAGCCCUCCAGAAAGGUGAAGCUCCUGCAAAGGACUGCGAGAAGGACGGCGGUGCUUUCACCCUCCAGUGCAGGACACGCCGAGGGGGGGACAUCUCUUGGCGAGGAGGAAAUGUGUCUGAGGUCAAGUACAAAGACCACACCCCCGCCUGGUAGUCGUAAGCGGCGUAUCUCCACUCAGGAUAUUGACGCACGCUACAAAAAGAGCCAGAGAAAGGAGCCCCGCCGGGACGGGGCCGCCCAUAGAAGGCACCAGUCCUCCAGGACGAGGCUGAGUGGACGUUUAGCAUCCGUCAGUCGCAAGGAGUCCACUCUGGUGAGAGUUGCCGCCAGACCCAGAAGGCCUUGCAGUUCCACCUUUGCUGAAGAGGAGCACACCCCCCGGCACUUGAAAAGACCGUCCCACCAUUCCCUGUUGGAGAAGACCGCCCCCUCAGCGACCCAUUGGGUCAAACUGCCUCAAGGCGCUACCAAGCCUGGAGAAUCUGCUGCCAAGACCUCCAGACUCAAACCCAAUUUUAGCAUCUCCGAGAACGUGAAGCUCCGCAGCGGCCAGAGAUUAGCUCAAGCGAAGAUUAGCAAGGUGAAGAAAAGCAACUGUGCUGGCGAUGAGGUGGCUGCAUCAGCUCCUCCAGCGCCAGCCGGAGAGGAGUCCUCCUUGAGGAGAACAAGGUCUUCCUUUUCACCGGCACUGUCCCUGAGAUCCCAGAACCACGCCGUGGUCUUUCCCCCCGAUCCUCCUCGGCACCCGGCUAUGGGCUCAGCACUGCUGCCUUUGCCCGUCACGGGGGGCCCCCUGCUCAAGAACCAGUGCGGGGAAUGUGGGCGCGUCCUCAGCAGCGGCGCCGCCCUGGAGAGCCACCUCAGUCUCCACAAAGGCCACAGACCGUUCUCCUGCACGGUCUGCAGGAAGAGCUUCCCUGACGCCAAGGGUCUCAGGCGGCACGACAGAGUGCACCGCAACGGCAGGAUCCACACCUGCCAGCAGUGCGGGAAGGGUUUUGUCUAUGUGUAUGGUCUUACCAAACAUCUCCAGAUGGUCCACGUAAAGUUUAAACCCUUCGUCUGCCAGAUCUGCAACAAGGCAUUCUUCACGAAGGGCGACGUGGAAGACCACAUACGCCUGCACACGGGGGAGAAACCAUUCCACUGCCACUUGUGUGAAAAGAAGUUUGUGAAGAAAGUGGAACUGAAGGUGCACCUGAAGUGGCACAAUGGAGAGAAGAGACACUGGUGUCCGUACUGCGGCAAAGGCUUUUUUGACUACAACAACUGGAAAAGACACAAGUACAUCCACACCGGAGAGAAACCGCAUUCUUGCCCACACUGCCCCAAACACUUUAAACAGUCCAGCCACCUGAAGAAGCAUGUUAGGAAUGUACAUAAAAUCCAAUGAGAAUUUCUACACGUCGUUACGUCAUCACAUAUUUUUCCUCAGCAUGAGAAAAUGUCUUCAAUAAAAAAUAGAAAACCA
Doryrhamphus excisus (bluestripe pipefish) is the source of this 2548-nucleotide messenger RNA. The record is from RefSeq and is a predicted model, not a curated record. NCBI's taxonomy places the organism in Eukaryota, Metazoa, Chordata, Actinopteri, Syngnathiformes, Syngnathidae.